Messenger RNA from Penicilliopsis zonata CBS 506.65, 602 nucleotides. RefSeq lists its product as hypothetical. The record is from RefSeq and is a predicted model, not a curated record. Gene Ontology annotation, biological process: translation. Gene Ontology annotation, cellular component: ribosome; cytosolic large ribosomal subunit. The coding region runs from base 64 to 342 and encodes 92 amino acids. Gene Ontology annotation, molecular function: structural constituent of ribosome; RNA binding. Lineage: Eukaryota; Fungi; Ascomycota; Eurotiomycetes; Eurotiales; Aspergillaceae. The transcript has 5 exons.
CGCCCAGCGACGACGACAUUGACAACCAGCCCUUCAACGGAAUCGCCAGUUCCCUAAUUCAAAAUGACGAAGGGUACCUCCAGCUUUGGCAAGCGCCACAACAAGUCCCACACCCUCUGCCGGCGUUGUGGCCGCCGCUCCUUCCACAUCCAGAAGUCGACCUGUGCUUCUUGCGGCUACCCUGCUGCUAAGACCCGCAAGUUCAACUGGGGUGAGAAGGCCAAGAGACGCAAGACCACCGGCACCGGCCGCAUGAGGCACCUGAAGGAGGUCCACCGCCGCUUCCAGAACGGCUUCCAGAUCGGCACUCCCAAGGGUGCUCGUGGCCCCGAGGCUCACUAAAUUCUUCGGCGUCGCGGUUUCGUUUUUUUCGAAGAGGGGCUGGGAGGAGGUCAUGUCACACUUAGCAUUUCGCAGCAAAACAUGUCUUAAUGCAAAGUGAAUGAAUGUUGAACAAAAAAAAUUUGGGGCUUCAGUGUGGAUCCGAUUCCUCUCUUCGCCGUUAUAGAAUUUUUCUUCUCCAAAAAAAAAAAGAAAACGAACAACGUGCCACCGAGGACGAUAGGGUUGUCGGGAAAGUUAGUGUGUGUGGCUUCGGUGCA